UUUUGGACAGGACCAGGACUGGAUUGGGGAGUCGGGGGAUUACAUUGUCUAAGAGUCACUGUAAAUAAUCUGGAUUUGUCAUUGGAGAGACCUGCCCUGAUCCUCCACCUGCACCUCCUCCCACUGAACGCUCCUCCCACUGAACGCUCCUCCACCUCCUCCAGACGCUCCAGCUCACCCCAGCCCCGAGCACCAUGAGCCAGUACAGCGUGACCCUGACCGGCCCCGCCCCCUGGGGCUUCAGACUGCAGGGCGGAAAGGACUUCAACAUGCCCCUCGCCAUCUCCAGGCUGACCGACGGAGGGAAGGCCGCCAAAGGGGGCGUCGCCGUGGGAGACCUGGUCCUCUCCAUCGACGGCAUCUCCACCGACGGCAUGAACCACCUGGAGGCUCAGAACAAGAUCAAGAAUUGCACCGGCAACCUCAGCCUCAACCUGCAGAAGGCUCCCAGCGUUCCCAAACCUCCUCCGGUAGCGCCGAAGGACGACAUCAUCCGACCCGUGGCCCUCACACAGCCCCUCCCCCCUCCGCCUCACCCGCGCCCCCCGGCCUCCCCCCCCGACAGCGCCCCCUGCCCCCCGCGGGACGGACCGAACCGCGGCCCGUCCCUCUUCAUCCCCUCGCCCUCCUCCGCCUUCACUCCCACCUCCUCCUCCUCCCCCAGCCCUCCUCCUCCUCCUCCUCCCCCCAUCCUGGUGCCCCCCCAGCCCUCCGUCUACAACACCCCCAUCCACCUGUACUCCGCCCAGAACGCCUGCGAGGUGGCCAUGGGGCAGAGGCGGGGCUUGUUGGAGAGCCAGGGCGGAGCUUUGGCCAACGGAGCACCUCGUAAACACAUCGUGGACACAGACAUCCACUUCUACCACGUGCCCACUCACGCCGACGCCAGCCGCAAACGCAUCAUGGAGGACACCGAGGACUGGCGCCCGAGGACCGGCACCACCCAGUCCAGGUCCUUCAGGAUCCUGGCCCAGAUCACCGGCACCGAGAACCCUCAACCAGAAGAGACAGAGACAGCCAAGGAGACGAAUGACGAGGGGGCGGAGCCGGCGGUGAACAGCCACGACACCGCAGUGGUCAAAACUAUGGUCAAGGGUCCAGCUCCGGGUCACGGAGCGCAGACGGGUUUGGUCACGCCCACUUUUGGCAUGAAGGGGAACAGCGGCGCACCCAAAGGCCCCGCCCCCAGCAGACCCCUCCCUCAGCCCCACCCCAAGGACCAGGACACACUGGUGCAGAUGGCAGAGCACUACCCCGCGGGCACCAGGACGCCCAUGUGCGCCCACUGCAGCAGGGUCAUCAGGGGGCCCUUCCUGGUCGCCAUGGGGCGCUCCUGGCACAAAGAGGAGUUUAAUUGCGCCCACUGCCGGUCGUCUCUGGCGGACAUCGGCUUCGUGGAGGAGCAGGGCUGUGUGUACUGUGAGCACUGCUACGAGGAGUUCUUCGCCCCGACCUGCAGCCGCUGUAGAGGCAAGAUCAUGGGGGAAGUGAUCAACGCCCUGAAGCAGACGUGGCACGUGUACUGCUUCCUGUGUGCGUGCUGUCAGCAGCCAAUCAGAAACAACUGCUUCCACCUGGAGGACGGGGAGCCGUACUGCGAGCCAGACUUUUACAGUUUGUUUGGGACCGGUUGCCAUGGCUGCGAGUUUCCCAUUGAAGCGGGGGAUCGGUUCCUGGAGGCUCUGGGCUACACCUGGCACGACACCUGCUUCAUCUGCACAGUUUGCUGCACGUCUCUCGAGGGGCAAAAGUUCUUCUCCAAAAAGGACAAACCUCUGUGUAAGAAGCACAUGAACACGUUUAAGAUCUGAUCCUCCUCCUCGUCUUCCGAUUGGACGUCGUCAGGGCCAAUCUGGACGCACUUCCUGUUUGUGUUAUUUCAGUUUCCAUCAGGACGGAGCGACACACAGAAAAUGCAUCUAUCUGUGUUUUAUCUUUCUGUUUUAAGCAAUAUUUUCCUGAAACCCAUGGACCCAUUAUCUUUUACUCUUCUGACACUCCACUGUGAUUGGUUAAAUCCACCUGUCACUCAAACCACAGCAAAGGCCCCGCCCACUGCAAACCCUGCUGUGGACCAGGACAUUUCCCGUUCAUUUUCCCAUUGACUUUUUGACAAAUAAUGGUGGUAACAAUUUCCAUCCAUUUUCUUCAGCCCGUCUCAGACUUCCCUCAGCCCAGACGCUUCCUCCAGCUCGUGCGGUGGGACUCUGAGGCGUCCUCAGUCGAGCCCAGAGACCGUUUUUAAUACAAAUCCAUUUAAAACGUAAAAUUGGACGUUGGUGACCUCAUCGCUGAUGAUCCUCAACGUUUAUAUUAUUUUUACAUUUUUAUUUUCACAACAGCCCCAUGUUUUUAUGUUUUAUCUCACGCCGCUAAAGUUUGAAUAUUUAUACUUUAGUUCUUAGAUGAUUUGUGUUGUAUUGUUUCAUAAAGCCAUAUCCUGUCAUUUUCUUAUAUUUAUGAAGCGGAUUUUUUAUUGUAAUGAAAAUCUUUUUUUUUAAUGGUCUAGAUCACGUGUGUCAAACUCAAGGCUCAUGGGCCAAAUGUGGCCCGCCACAUCUUUUUAUGUGGCCCGUGACAAAGUCAAUUAAAGGUCUGACUGUCUUAAAAUAUCAGUUUAUCAGGACAGUUUUUCAUAUCUGUGCAAAUCCAUAUGUGAUAUUUGUAACUUAAAUAAGUAAUAAAUGUAGAAACAGUUAAUUAACAAGAUUUAAAAACAGUUGCAUUUAUUUUACAUGACAUUUGGUCACAUUUAUUUACAUUUAUACUACAGUCACAUCGGGCCCUUUUGUUUUCAUUUUGUUGAUGUGGCUCCUGGUCUAGAUCCAUAUUUUGCUCCAGCUUUGUGUUUUUGUAAAAAGCUAAAGACGCCGCGACGCCCCAUGACUCCACAGAAUGGAUUAGAUAAAGUUUAAAUGAAUGUAAAUGUAAUAUAUAAGCACAGCUCAUUAGCGUUAGCUCUGUAGUUUGAGUUAUUUAGUAAUGUGUGCAAAUGUGUUUUUGUUCAUAUCUUUUUCAAAUUUUUCUAAAAUUUUUAUGUCGAAAUGUCAUUUUUACUUUGAGAGGUACUUUAAAGAGGAGGUGUUUAAAGAGGAGGUGUUUAAAGAGGAGGUGUUUAAAGAGGAGGUAUUUUACUUUUCUGAGGGAUUAAAUGUAACAUGUAUCAUAUUUAGAUCUCCAAGUUUCCUUUUAUUGUUUUGAAAAUGACAAAAAAACAAAAAAAACAGUUAGAUUUUUUGGCGCUCUGAGUCCCUGCCUCUGUUUGCUCCUCGUGCUAAGUCACUCCCCUUUCAGAGCACUAACACAACAUAACCAUGAGAAGUUCAUCCCGUUCAUCAAACUACUGCACGUCGCACCAGGUUUGUGAAGUCGUAGUGUACAGUUUGUAUCAUGUUUUUGUAUAUUUUUGGAGAAUGGCCGUGUGGAGCAUGGGCGACUGACGUAGGCUUGUGGGCGGAGCCUCGUACAGGAUGCUACUGCUAGCAUGCAUGCAUAAAACCUCUUCAGGCGCGUUUUUAAUGAGGAAAUAAAAUUAUAACGUGGGGAAAAGCACUGGUGUUGUUUGGGUGAUAAUAUUUGGUAAAAGGACAUUAACUUUCAUUUUUUAUUUUGUUUUUUUUUUAAUGUUUUCAUAAAAGUGUCUGAGCUUUGGGCGUCCGUUUGGUCGUCGUGUUGAGGAACGACUUUUGUACCAGUUUGAGAGAAAGUUUGUUGUAAAAUCCUCUUAAAGUGAUUAAAAGUGAA
This is a messenger RNA of Periophthalmus magnuspinnatus, 3744 nucleotides long. RefSeq names its product PDZ and LIM domain 5a (gene pdlim5a). Gene Ontology annotation, biological process: muscle structure development; actin cytoskeleton organization; heart development. NCBI's taxonomy places the organism in Eukaryota, Metazoa, Chordata, Actinopteri, Gobiiformes, Gobiidae. Gene Ontology annotation, molecular function: muscle alpha-actinin binding; actin binding. Gene Ontology annotation, cellular component: Z disc; stress fiber; adherens junction. The record is from RefSeq and is a predicted model, not a curated record.